GAGCGCAAGGCGAGGUGGUCCGGAAGGGAGCGAGAGCGAAACUGACGUGGAUGGAAGAGGAAGAUACUGAUACUGAGAGAGAAAAGAAAGAACGAGAUUUCAGGAAUAUUACUUUCAAGGAAGAGAGAGCGACGUGAAGAAAGACAUAUAUAUGGUAAAAUAACAUCCUGCUUUGACUGAAAACAAGAAAACCUAAUUGAGAGCGGGACUGAACUCGGGGACCUAAAGCUGGUCAUUGGAGAAAUUUGAAAAACGGAAUUCAUUCUGUGGUGUUUUUACAGCUUUAACCGUUUUAAUUCCUCUCGAAUCCGGAGAAGUACAUUUCAUCCAGCGCUCGCCCCAGAGUUGUUGUCCUCGCGCCUCCAUGUAUAAAAUGGAUUACUCCUACCUGAACUCAUAUGACUCGUGCAUGGCGGCCAUGGAGGCAUCGGCCUACGCGGACUUCAGCUCGUGCAGUCAGGCCAGCUCGUUCCAGUACAACCCGAUCCGGACCGGGUUCGGUGCCAACCCGGGAUGCGCACCUCUGAGCACCGCUAGCUGCACACUGGGGUCCCUUCGGGAGCACCAGCCCACACCCUACUCCACAGUUCCAUAUAAGUUCUUCUCCGACCCAUCCGGUUUAAACGAGAAGCGGAAACAGCGGCGCAUAAGGACCACCUUCACGAGCUCACAGCUGAAGGAGCUGGAGCGCGUGUUCGCGGAGACUCACUAUCCCGACAUCUACACGCGCGAGGAGCUUGCGCUCAAGAUCGACCUUACUGAGGCGCGGGUGCAGGUGUGGUUCCAGAACCGGAGGGCUAAGUUCCGUAAGGUGGAGCGUGCGGCCAACUCUAAAUCCAAUGGGACUGGGGGCCCAGGAGGGAACAAUGGCAAUGCUGGGGGGAAAAAGGGUGAGCCCAGAUCUUCCUCAGAUGAUGACGAAUCAAAAGAGUCCACCUGCAGUCCCACCCCUGACAGCACUGCCUCGCUGCCCGGCUCAGCCAAUGGGAACAUGGGUAGCCCUGCCAGCCUCAGCCCCAGCCCCGCCCCUGCUAAUGGUGGCUACGCCAACACCUCCAGCUCCCCCGUUCUACAGGGGCUCAAAUCCCCUGGCUGGCCCAGCCUAGGCCCCGCCCACCCAGGAAUGGCCCAACCCGCAGCCCAAGCUCCAGAGCUGCUGAAGGCGUGGCAGCCUGCAGACAGUAUGACAGGGCCUUUCGCUGGCGUGCUCUCCUCCUUCCACCGGAAACCCAAUGCUCUCAAGACUAACCUGUACUAGAGACAAGGAGCAGAGAUCUCUAGUAUAAUUACUGUAUAUCUAUACAGACUAACCUGUACUAGAGACAAGGAGCAGAGAUCUCUAGUAUAAUUACUGUAUAUCUAUACAGACUAACCUGUACUAGAGACAAGGAGCAGAGAUCUCUAGUAUAAUUACUGUAUAUCUAUACAGACUAACCUGUACUAGAGACAAGGAGCAGAGAUCUCUAGUAUAACUACUGUAUAUCUAUACUCUCCUUCCCCCUCUAUCUACUGCCCCCCGGACUCUCUAAGUGACAGUUGUAGUUUGUGAAUAUGUGUUUGUGUUGAAGUGUGUGUAACAUGCAUCUCAUACGGGGUGUGUGAGUGUCAGUUGUUCUGUAUGUUCUCACUCCAACAAAGCCCCCCCCCCCAACACACACACACACACUAUACACAGUCCAAAAGGCAUUAGCAGACAUUGUGCACUUAGUAACACUAGUUCCUAGUCCCUGUACCUCCUGAUUAGUAACACUAGUUCCUAGCCCCUGUACCUCCUGAUUAGUAACACUAGUUCCUAGCCCCUGUACCUCCUGAUUAGUAACACUAGUUCCUAGCCCCUGUACCUCCUGAUUAGUAACACUAGUUCCUAGUCCCUGUACCUCCUGAUUAGUAACACUAGUUCCUAGCCCCUGUACCUCCUGAUUAGUAACACUAGUUCCUAGCCCCUGUACCUCCUGAUUAGUAACACUAGUUCCUAGCCCCUGUACCUCCUGAUUAGUAACACUAGUUCCUAGCCCCUGUACCUCCUGAUUAGUAACACUAGCUCCUAGCCCCUAUACCUCCUGAUUAGUAACACUAGUUCCUAGCCCCUAUACCUCCUGAUUAGUAACACUAGUUCCUAGCCCCUAUACCUCCUGAUUAGUAACACUAGUUCCUAGCCCCUGUACCUCCUGAUUAGUAACACUAGUUCCUAGCCCCUGUACCUCCUGAUUAGUAACACUAGUUCCUAGCCCCUGUACCUCCUGAUUAGUAACACUAGUUCCUAGCCCCUGUACCUCCUGAUUAGUAACACUAGUUCCUAGCCCCUGUACCUCCUGAUUAGUAACACUAGUUCCUAGCCCCUGUACCUCCUGAUUAGUAACACUAGUUCCUAGCCCCUGUACCUCCUGAUUAG
Molecule: messenger RNA, 2392 nt
Organism: Oncorhynchus gorbuscha (pink salmon)
Lineage: Eukaryota; Metazoa; Chordata; Actinopteri; Salmoniformes; Salmonidae
Gene: phox2a
Product: paired like homeobox 2A
Exons: 3
Coding region: 365-1258 (297 amino acids)
Biological process (GO): regulation of transcription by RNA polymerase II
Molecular function (GO): RNA polymerase II transcription regulatory region sequence-specific DNA binding; DNA-binding transcription factor activity, RNA polymerase II-specific
Source: RefSeq, a predicted model, not a curated record